AUGUCUACAACCGUCACACAAGUGCGGACGGGCUCCAUACCCAAGACUCUCAAGACUUCCCAGAUCAGGGUCGAAGAGCAAGAGAUCACAGAGCUCGAUACUGCAGAUAUUCCUUUACCUCCUCCUUCGAAAGAACCAACCGAGGUUCUAAGUCUAGAUAAAACUACACCAGAUAGCCAUGUCCCCCGAGAUCCCCGGCUGAUCCGGCUCACUGGCGUUCACCCGUUCAAUGUCGAGCCUCCAUUGACAGCACUCUUUCAGCAAGGCUUCUUGACGCCUCCUGAGCUAUUCUACGUCCGGAAUCAUGGCCCAGUGCCCCAUGUUCGCGACGAGGACAUUCCCAACUGGGAACUCCGCAUUGAAGGACUCGUUGAAAAGCCAAUCACCCUCAGCUUCAAGCAGAUCCUGCAGAACUAUGAUCAGAUCACAGCUCCUAUUACACUAGUAUGUGCAGGCAACAGACGGAAAGAGCAAAACACAGUACGGAAAUCGAAAGGCUUCUCAUGGGGCUCGGCCGCUCUGUCUACUGCGCUCUUCACCGGGCCCAUGAUGGCCGAUAUCAUAAAGAGCGCCAAGCCCCUGCGAAGAGCAAAGUAUGUCUGCAUGGAGGGUGCCGAUAACUUGCCGAACGGAAAUUACGGGACAUCCAUCAAACUCAACUGGGCCAUGGACCCGAAUAGAGGCAUUAUGCUCGCGCACAAGAUGAACGGCGAAGACCUCAGACCAGACCACGGUCGUCCGCUGAGGGCCGUCGUACCGGGCCAGAUUGGAGGGCGCAGUGUCAAGUGGCUGAAGAAGCUUAUCAUCACCGACGCGCCCAGCGAUAACUGGUACCAUAUUUAUGACAACAGGGUGCUACCUACAAUGGUCACGCCAGAUAUGUCGUCCCAAAACCCGUCAUGGUGGCGCGAUGAACGCUACGCCAUCUACGAUCUGAACGUCAAUUCCGCCGCCGUCUACCCCCAGCACAAGGAAACCCUGGAUCUGGCCGCCGCGAGGCCGUUCUACACAGCAAAAGGGUAUGCCUAUGCAGGAGGCGGACGAAGAAUAACCCGUGUCGAGAUCUCGCUGGAUAAGGGCAAAUCAUGGCGCCUUGCGCGGAUCGAAUACGCCGAAGACAAAUACCGCGACUUCGAAGGUACGCUCUAUGGCGGCCGCGUCGACAUGGCCUGGCGAGAAGCCUGCUUCUGCUGGUCCUUCUGGUCCCUCGACAUUCCCGUCUCGGAACUCGCAAGCAGUGAUGCCCUACUCGUCCGCGCAAUGGACGAAGCACUUAGUCUCCAACCAAAGGAUAUGUACUGGUCUGUCCUUGGUAUGAUGAACAACCCUUGGUUCCGGGUCAAGAUCACCAACGAGAAUGGGCGGUUGCUCUUCGAGCAUCCGACUGAUAUCACUGGCUCGAGCGGGUGGAUGGAACAAAUCAAGAAAGCAGGAGGCGACUUGACGAAUGGGAACUGGGGCGAGAGGCAGGAGGGUGAGGAGCCUGUUGAAGCGGAGCCCGUGGUGGAGGUCAAUAUGAAGAAAGAGGGCGUGACGAGGAUCAUUGAUCUAGAGGAGUUCAAAAAGAACUCGUCGGACGAGAGGCCCUGGUUCGUCGUUAACGGGGAGGUAUAUGAUGGCACAGCAUUCCUAGAGGGACACCCCGGCGGAGCUCAGAGUAUCAUCUCGGCUGCUGGAACGGAUGCUUCUGAGGAGUUCCUCGAAAUCCACAGCGAAACCGCCAAAAAGAUGAUGCCAGACUACCAUAUCGGCACCCUCGACAAAGCCUCGCUCGAAGCCCUUAGAAAGGGCAACGCAGACACAACAGACUCAUCCAGCGAUCCCCGCCCUACUUUCCUUACCCCCAAAGCCUGGACAAAAGCUACUCUGACGAAGAAAACAUCUGUCUCCUCCGACACGCACAUUUUCACUCUCUCCCUUGAGCACCCAUCCCAAGCCCUCGGCCUUCCAACGGGCCAGCACCUGAUGCUCAAAACCCCCGACCCAAAGUCCUCGAGCUCAGGCAGCAUUAUCCGCUCGUACACCCCGAUAUCACCAUCCGAUCAGCUGGGAAUGGUCGACAUUCUCAUCAAAAUCUACGCCGAGACACCCAGCAUCCCCGGCGGCAAGAUGACCACAGCCCUAGAUACCCUGCCGCUCGGUUCCGUCAUCGAAUGCAAGGGUCCUACUGGGCGUUUCGAGUAUCUAGACCGCGGAAGGGUCCUCAUUAGCGGAAAGGAAAGAUUUGUCAAGUCUUUCGUCAUGAUCUGUGGCGGGACGGGCAUCACGCCUGUCUUCCAAGUCCUUAGGGCUGUUAUGCAAGAUGAACAAGAUGAAACGAAAUGUGUCAUGCUUGAUGGAAACCGGCUAGAGGAAGACAUUUUGCUGAAGAACGAGCUAGACGAAUUCGAGGCUUUGGCCGGGAAGAAAGAGAAGUGCAAAAUUGUGCAUACACUGACGAAGGGGAGUGAAAGUUGGACUGGGCGGAGGGGACGUAUUGAUGAAGAAUUGAUUAGGCAGCAUGCCGGGACACCGGAUAGAGAGACCAUGGUUUUGGUUUGCGGGCCUGAGGCGAUGGAGAAGGCUUCAAAGAAGAUCCUACUGUCGUUGGGAUGGAAAGAGGAGAACCUUCAUUACUUCUAG
This is a messenger RNA of Aspergillus nidulans FGSC A4, 2622 nucleotides long. It is a transcript of the gene niaD, whose product is annotated as nitrate reductase niaD. Gene Ontology annotation, molecular function: nitrate reductase (NADPH) activity; molybdopterin cofactor binding; oxidoreductase activity. The record is from RefSeq and is a predicted model, not a curated record. The transcript has 7 exons. Gene Ontology annotation, biological process: nitric oxide biosynthetic process; nitrate assimilation. Bases 1 to 2622 code for a protein of 873 amino acids. NCBI's taxonomy places the organism in Eukaryota, Fungi, Ascomycota, Eurotiomycetes, Eurotiales, Aspergillaceae.